CGGAGCUCCCCCUUGGCGGAUUACUUAAAAUGGCGGCACGGGGCGGGGCCCUCGGGCGCGGGGCACGCUGGGGCCGGCGCGCGGGCUGCCGGGAACGGGGCGGAGCGCGGCCGCGCCGGCGCGUCGAGGGGGAGAGGCAGCCGCCGCGAUGGACGUGUUCCUCAUGAUCCGGCGCCACAAGACCACCAUCUUCACGGACGCCAAGGAGUCGAGCACCGUGUUCGAGCUGAAGCGCAUCGUCGAGGGUAUCCUCAAGCGGCCGCCGGAUGAGCAGCGGCUGUACAAGGACGACCAGCUUCUGGAUGACGGCAAGACGUUGGGCGAGUGUGGCUUCACCAGCCAGACAGCACGGCCUCAGGCCCCCGCCACUGUGGGGCUAGCCUUCAGGGCAGAUGAGGCAUUCGAGGCCCUGCGCAUCGAGCCCUUCUCUAGCCCACCUGAGCUGCCGGAUGUGAUGAAGCCACAGGACUCAGGAAGCAGUGCCAAUGAACAGGCUGUGCAGUGAGAGGCCUCCCCCAACUGUCCCCUCAAUAAAAGAUUUGGGUGUCCA
Bubalus bubalis (water buffalo) is the source of this 550-nucleotide messenger RNA. It is a transcript of the gene ELOB, whose product is annotated as elongin B. Gene Ontology annotation, cellular component: VCB complex; elongin complex. Gene Ontology annotation, biological process: transcription elongation by RNA polymerase II. The record is from RefSeq and is a predicted model, not a curated record. Gene Ontology annotation, molecular function: protein binding. NCBI's taxonomy places the organism in Eukaryota, Metazoa, Chordata, Mammalia, Artiodactyla, Bovidae. Bases 149 to 505 code for a protein of 118 amino acids. The transcript has 4 exons.